AUGGCGAUUUCUGCGCCCAUAGUACCUUCAGCGCUAUCUUCCCAGCCACUACACGUCUCUCUCCCGCUCGCCGACCUCCUUCCUCCAACUCCCCCACCGCCAUCAUUGACCUCCGAGUUCGGCGGUUCUCCCGACGUUUUCGACGAACUUGACGCGGCUGCUGGAUGCUGGGACGUUGAGAACGGACCUGAGGAUGAAGGAGGAGCUGUACGGACGGAGGAGGCGGAGAAGGAGGACGUCCGAGAUGAGGAGGUCAGAGGGCCAGGACAGUCUACGGCGCCGCUGAGUCCGCUCUUCGCCAGCGCGCUUGCGGACAGACACCACGUACUCUAUCCUCAUGGCGCGGGCGACCUGUCAGCGGCGAUGGGCGAGGAGGACUGGCGGAACGAGCAGGACGAGUCGGGUCUUCCGCCCUGGAUGAAGGAGACGAGCGGUCGAGUUACGGCCAUGGUGACGGGAACAAUCAAGAUGCGGACUGCGAGGCGGAGAAGCAGUUCGGGAAAGGCGGAAGACUGGACGACGAGGUCAGCCAGCUCCAUGCGAGUUGCUGUGGGAUGUGAGGAUGGGACGGUUUGGGUCUUUGCGCCGCCGACGGGCUCGCCAGAACACCAGAACGAUGCCGCUCAGUCGAACGCGCCGAAGAGUCCGCCUCCUCCAGACGGCAGGAUAAUUUCGCGCGAAGCCUUCCUCUCGCCAGACAACGCCACGACGCACAGUUUCGAAUCUCCAUCACCACCUCCUCUCUCAGCAUCGAACAAAUCCCCGCGGCCUAUCUCCUCGCCGCGCCUCAGCUCUCGGCUUUCCAGCAGCUCGCUCGCGUCCCUCGCCACCAACGCAACAGCGCGCACCAAGCGCAUCUCCUCCCUUACCUCCGCCAGUCCAGUACCUGGUACAACCCCAGACCGACUGACGAGCUUUGAGCUCGUUCGCACGCAUUCGCGUCCGAGAAAAGCGAGCGCAACGGUAUCUCUGUCAACUUCCGCCGCGACACCCGCUACCGCCUCUCACACCCAUUCCUCCGCCGCUUCCGUCUCUUCAACGAGUCUGAACGAUCUCGACAUGCCCGCGUCGCCUUCUCCACCUCUAUCGCCGACCCCGCUCUCCCCGACAACCUCCUCCAUCCCUCACUUCGUCUUCUCCUCGUCUUCCCUUUCGAGCCGCAAGGAGGGGUCGUCUACACCCGAUACGCCGCACAAGCGCACACAUUCGCGAGCGAAGGAUAGUAUCGCGACGGGUAUCGGUCUGUGGGAGACUUCAAGCUCCGCCAGCCUCCUCAGUCCGGACGAAGAGUUGGAGCAGCCUCCGCUAGACCCAGCUGAUGAGGCGCCGGCAGCCGACGCAGAUGGAAUGGAUGAAGCGCUGAAGGAGUUGGUACCGAUGCUGAAAGUCAGGACGGGCGGUGCGGGCGAAGUAGCCGGUCUCGCGGUGAUUUCGGGACUGGAAUGCGCUGAUACGAGCGAGGGCGAUGCGUUGUUGGUGCUUCGACGAAACGGCCAUCUCUCCCUCGUUUCGCUUCUCGACGGGCGAAUCUUCGCUUCGUGCGGACUGACCGAAUCGGGCUCCUCUCAAGCUACCGCGAGGUUCAGCGACCUGCUCGUUUGCGAAGUUGCGCAGACACCGUUCGCCCUCUGCAUCGCGCGCGGUUCGCCAAACACCGCAGUCAGUCUCAAUCUGCGCUCGUACACGGCAGGUCCAUCUACGCGUCUUGGUCAGAACUCGCCUGCGAAGGAUAGCGUCGCUGUGGUCGACCUCGACGGUCUGCAACAUCUUGUCUACCUCUCCGCGCCUGCUUCGACGGGUCCUAACGAGUUGUGCGCUCGAGUCAUGUCGCUCGAGGCCGGGCUCGACGAGCAUCAAUCUGCGCGACUCUCCUUCUCCAAUAAGCGCCGCAUCGGACUGCCAGACAGUUUACAAAGCGUCAGCGGCAUCCGCAAGCUCGACUCGCGCAUUUCGGCGUACGGUUCCGACGGCAUCUCGGUCAUUGACCUCGCCAGCGGACCUGCACGCGAAAUUCCGAAGCUGGAGAUCAAGGACGUCAAGAUGAUCUCGGUCGGGGAAGAUGGAAGGACCAUCAGCGUUGCAGCCAAGCAGCGGGUCUGCUUAUACGACUUCUCGCUUGACGCUACCUCCGAAGCCUUUCGCCUGUCCGCGACGGCCAAGAUCGACGACCGCGUCGAAGGACUCGCUUCUUACUCUAGCGGCGCUCUCUUCGUCCAUCGGCUCAAGGGCAGCGAACGGCUCCUCUCUCUCCUCCGCACAGCCAGUCGCAAGGGCGACGAGUCGACGGACGAAUCGGAUGCCACGAUUCUCUAUACGCCAUCUUCGCACACUGCGGAUCGAAUCGUCACGAAGACCAAGGAGCUGGACGCUGGAGUCUUCCUUGUCGGGUACAACACCGGCGCUGUUGCAGUCCUCUCGCUUGGUCCAGACAACGCUCACUCCGCGAGUAGCGAACGCGAGCUUCUCGGCGCAAUCACGCUCCUUGACGUCGUCGAGCUGGCAGGUCGUCAAGUCGUUAUCGCCGGUACCUCAAGCGGAAACGCCGCCGCGUGGAAUCUUUCGGACUGGGACUGUCUCGGGCGCUGGACGCUCUUCGCUUCUCCCGUCACGGACUUCGCCUUCAUCUCGACGUCCGAGACCGUCCAUGCGCCACCUGCGCUCAAUGGCAGUGUCGCCUUCGUCUCCGCCAAUUCGCCCGUCGCUUUCGUCUCGCUCUUUCCUCCGCGACAUCUCUUCACGCUGCCUGGCACAAGAUCGGCCGUCGAGCUCAUCGCCCUCAGCCAGACCGAGAUCCUCGUCCUUUACGAGCAAGGUCUCGCUCGAGUCUGCGACAUCGCCACGAGGGAGCUUCGGCGCAGCAUGGAUCGAAAGACGACCGAGAGCGUCUUGGCGGAGGACGUCUGGUCGACGUGGUUCCGCGCGAGGCGCAGCGAGCGUCCGAACAAUGCACCCAUCGCCGAUGCCAUCACCCUCGACCUUCGCCAGCUCCUUGACAACGCAACGCGGAGUCUCCCUUGGUCAACCCAUUCGAAGCAGGAGACCGAAGCGAAAGAGACGCCGGACGGUUCCCCGAACUUGUCGAAGGAUGUCUGCGACGCGAAUGGGACGUCCGGUUCAAUCGAUCACUACCGGAUCGCUAGGCGUCUGAUCGCCAGCCUCGCGGCGCCUGUCAACGAUGUCGGGCUGAAGGAUAUCCUGAACGAUCUCGAGAUAGAGCCUUUGCCUGCGAUCGUUGGCGUGUGCGGAGCGGACAACGACGGCCACGCGAUGAUCAAUGCGAUCCGUUCGGACGAGGCAUGGGGCAUCUCCUCCAGCCUGACCGCCCGCCGGCUGCUUCAGCUUGUCUGCCUUCUCCGACUCUUCCUCAACUACCCAGACCUCGAGCGCGUUGCGAGCGAGGCAAUCGUCUACUACGCCUCCUGCUUGGCUGGCGCCGUCGGACCAAGCUUUGUUCCGCCAUCGCUCGAAGUCCUCGGUUCCUUCUGGCUCGACAAAAAUGCCGAAGUGCAGCAGGCCGCGCGCUCGCUAUUCGGCACUUACCUCGCCUCCAUGGAGGACGAGGACAUCCUCGCUCUCGUCGAGUCUUGGAGGAAUCACCUUCCCGCGGAAAGAUCCAGCGAGGCUUCUCCACACCGCCAAACCGACCAUGCUUUCCUUCUCAUUGGCCUUGUCGCUAUCGACCGGUACAGCCUGCUGUCUAGCACAGUUCUCAAGGACAUGGCUUCGUCAAUCGCCGCAUAUCUUGAGGACGAGGAGCAUCCAUACCAUCAAGCAAUGGCGACCGAGCUGUGCUCGCGCGGCUUUGCGGUCUGGCAGAAUUACGUCGACGCCAUGUCGCUCGUCCGAAACCUCUUCGCCAUUGCGAUCGGCCGCAACCCCUCGACUCCAGGCGACUUACGCAUUCUGGCACGCAACGCAACGCUUCACGUCGCCAGCUCGAAUACCCCUCUCUUCAUGACUACCCUCAUCUUCGAUAUCCUCAACGCACCGACAGCGCAGGCUCGCAACGCAACCCUCAAACUCCUCGGUUUCGUCAUUCGCAAGAAACCUCUCAUACUCUACUCGAACCUGCCUCGCCUCGUCGAGACCGUUGUCAAGUCGCUCGAUCCGAAGAUCUCGUCGCUGCGCGAGACCGUGCAGCAGACAGCUACCUUCAUCCUCAACGAGCUCGUUAGAACCUUCCCCUCGGUCGCCUUCCACGGCAGCUCGCAGCGCCUUGCGGUCGGUACACAUGAAGGCGCCGCCAUCGUGUACGAUUUGCGGACCGCCACGCGCCUCUACGUGCUCGAGGGCCACAAGCACCCUGUCACCGCGUUGUCCUGGUCGCCGGACGGCCAUCGCCUCGUGACGGUGUCGCUCGAGGAGAACCGCGUCGUCGUCUGGCGCGUAAGCGGCGGCAUCUUCGGCAUGUUCAUGUCCGGGGCACCUGCGCGUCAAGGCAGCAGCUCGUCCGCGACGCCUUACAAGACGUACGACUUUCACGUCGGGGACGAGUCUCUCAUGACACUUGCGGCGACGCUCGAAUGGGUUGUGUUCGACUGGCCGGCGGAGCGGACUGUCCGGUUACAGCUUCGCGAGACGGCUCUCAACUUCGGCGUGUAG
Rhodotorula toruloides NP11 is the source of this 4602-nucleotide messenger RNA. RefSeq names its product WD repeat protein. Gene Ontology annotation, cellular component: cytoplasm. Gene Ontology annotation, molecular function: protein binding. The transcript is spliced from 18 exons. The coding region runs from base 1 to 4602 and encodes 1533 amino acids. The record is from RefSeq and is a predicted model, not a curated record. Lineage: Eukaryota; Fungi; Basidiomycota; Microbotryomycetes; Sporidiobolales; Sporidiobolaceae.